Physella acuta is the source of this 761-nucleotide messenger RNA. RefSeq lists its product as uncharacterized. NCBI's taxonomy places the organism in Eukaryota, Metazoa, Mollusca, Gastropoda, Physidae. The record is from RefSeq and is a predicted model, not a curated record.
GUUGUGGAUAAAUGUACAUUAACUAUUCAGAUCUUUAGUCGGAAAUGUUUCAUAGAGAAUAGACAACACACAGGAGAGAAUUUUCUUUUAGUUUAGGAACAGAAUGAAUCCUUUAAUUUUCAUUGGUUUAUUUUUAGCUGUGUCUGUAUCGGGUGAGUACUGCACCUACCAUCGCACCUUCGGCACAAUCACCUAUGAGUACUGCAACUGGGGCUGUUGUUAUUCAAUCAUCUACCCAUGCUGUGACACACCUUACUAUGCCGACGUGCCCUUUGUAGCCGGCAUGGCGUUGACUUCCGUAGGUCUAUUGCUGGGGAUAGCCGGAGCAUGCGUCAGGAGACUGAGACGCGUCAGGAGACUGAGACAUGUCCAGACGACAGUUCAGAACACGGCAUCUGGCAACCAGCAAGUCUUCUCAAUCUUGGCAGCGCAGGAAAAUUCAGGUGUUGCUAACACAGACUACGUGAACACAUCCGCUGUCAACACAGGCUACGGGAACACAUCCGCUGUCAACACAGGCUACAUGGGCCCACCCGCCUACAACACAAACUACUCUACUGCUUUCUCCAACAGUGGCUACACCCACACAGCUUCCGCCACAACAUAAGAGCCUACACGCUCAUUUCAAGACAACAUAUAAGAAUGUACACAAUCGUGUAAAUACAACGUUUACCGGUGUAAUUGUUUUAAAUACUAAAGAACAAAACGAAUACAAUAAAAUAUCACAAAAAUGUGACAAAACAAUGUUUACAUUAAAUGCU